UAUGACAUUUAGAUUUUUUUUCUAUUUGGACUUUACUCACUUAUUACUUUCUUAGGAAUUUCACAUUUUUAUUCUGAUUUUUUUUGUAAUAAAAAAUGAAUUAUUAUCUCCGAUCUUUUAAACGCUGCGUUUUGGGGUCAGGGUUUUGGAUUCCGACACGGUGAAGAACAACGGGAUCCAUUUUCUUACUUCUUCUUCCUCUACCACCUGAGAAAAAACCCUAAAACCCUAAUUCUUCAUAAAUUAGUUUCCAAAGGCGUCAAUUUUGGGCGGAAAAUGUGGUCUUCGAGAGCUCUCAAGUAUAUUUUCAGGCUAAGACCUGAACCAAUUUCUUCUUCAUCGUUUUCCGCAUAUUCGCUAUCUCGCAUCACCGGUGGUGCUCUAAUUCCGUCGCAGCACCGAUCGAUUACCUCCACGGCGCCGCUUAAUGGAUGGAUGGAUUCGAUCAAAGGCGUUUUUACCGGGAAUAAGGAUACUCCUUUGGAAGAAUCAAAUCUACCCGUUGAAGCUUUUACUCUUCUCCGAUUUGCUGAUGAAUUGAAGAAUGCUAGAAGGUUAGGGAAAUUCAAGCAGUACAUUGUGGGUCGAAGCAGCGAGGCCACUUUUUCAGAUGCAUUUGAGAAACAAGAAGCUGUUAUUAGGUAUCUUGGAGCUCUUGAUGCUACAGGAGAGAAUCUUCAAGCGAGUCAAAAGCAAGAUGCGGCUAAACAUUGCAAAUGCACGAUAACAGAUGUGGAGAAUACGCUGGCCAAGUUUACUUGGGCCAGGCAAGCUCACAAGAAGAUGGCAGAGUUGAAAGAAGGAGGCAAACCGUUACCAAAGAAUAUGGGAGAGCUGCAAAAAAUGAUGGGGUCAACACCAAUGGAUCUGGCGAGAUCAAACUUAGCCAAAAGUGGGCAGAUCAGCCGCAAUGCACUUUGUCCAUGUGGUUCUAAAAAGAGAUAUAAAAGAUGUUGCGGAAAGGAUUGAAGAACACACAAGUUGAUCGAAAACAACUAGCUUUCUUUUGACUCUUUCUUGGCUUCAUUUGCUAUUUAUGUUCUUCCAAAGAGGAACAGAUGAAUUUUAGGUGAGAUGUUGUAGUAGAAGAUACUGGAAAUUUUUUUUUCUUUUUGUAAGGUUAUUCAAUAAUCAGUUCUCCUGAUUACUUUACCUUUUAAAAUUUAUUCUCAGAACCUUAAUAAAUAAAAGUCACAUGUAAACC
Molecule: messenger RNA, 1204 nt
Organism: Arabidopsis lyrata subsp. lyrata
Lineage: Eukaryota; Viridiplantae; Streptophyta; Magnoliopsida; Brassicales; Brassicaceae
Product: protein translocase subunit SecA
Exons: 5
Coding region: 277-969 (230 amino acids)
Source: RefSeq, a predicted model, not a curated record